Molecule: messenger RNA, 186 nt
Organism: Clunio marinus
Lineage: Eukaryota; Metazoa; Arthropoda; Insecta; Diptera; Chironomidae
Source: the annotation of a GenBank genome assembly
AUGGUGUCGAAAAACAGGAAGUACUCAUUAUUUAGUAAUCUAAUGUCCAAGGCUAAAACAGUUUUUAUAUCUCUUGUUGUCGAGCGUAGAAUUAAAAAAAAUUUGUUUAAUGAAAAUGUUACGAAAAAUGUUUCACAUCAGCCAGAACAAUCCGGAAUGUGUUUGUAUCAGCAAAUGUCUGAUUGA